AUGAACGCCAUUCGCUCUCUCCCCCUCAUCAACCGCCCCUCCCGCUCGAGCUCGCCCGCUCCGACCCACGUCACGGCCCAGGGAUUGACCAUGCUGCCUCCCGCGGUUCCCGACCGCAAGGUCGCCGCCAUGGCCAACCUGCCCGGCAUGCCUUCGGGCGCUGGCACCCCGGGCUCUGCGACUCCUCGCUCCAGCUCAGCCGGCAAGAGGGGCCCGAGCCCUCCUUCCAGCCGCGGCGGAACGCCUCGCACGAGCAGCAGCCCUCUGCCUGGCGCUGGGUCCGAGACGCCUCAGGGCGGUUACAUGGACAUCAUCGGCAUGCGCCUCAACGAGACUGUCAACAAGGCUUGCGCUGGCGUCGACUUCAAGACGAAGAAGGGCUUCAAGAAAGGAGCCGGCUGGUCCAUUGGCGAGUGCAUCGCUCAUGAGCUGCCCGCCCCGCCCGCCGACACCUACCUUCUUCGCGCCAUCCUGCGCACGGCUGUUCGCUCGCUGUCCAUCUAUGUUUCACGCCUUGACUCGCUCCUCCUGCCCGCCCUGUCUGACCCCCAGUGGGCUGCGCCCCUGAACCUGACGCCUUCUGCGACUCAGUCCCCGCUCAACUCGGCCCAGGCCUUCGCCGUCACCGUCGCCCAGGCCGCCUGGGAGACGUGCGAGAAGCUGGAGCAGAUGCUCGAGACGGUCGACUACCCCCGCUUCGUCGAGGACACGCUGCGCCCUACCAUGGACAAGUUUGACCUCGUCGUCGGCAAGGUCGUCCGGCCUCUUCUCUCUUCGCUCAAGGGCGAGCUCGAGGGCAGCCUCAGCAAGACCUCGGGCGUCGCUCCCAAGACCCCUGCCGGUCCGGCGACUGUCCCCGCCGUCUCGGUUGACCACCACGUGCCGGUCACCCGGGAGAAGAGCAAUCAGGGCAUGCCGCGGGUCGUGAAGGAGACUUCGAGCGGCGGCACCACGCGCGUGCUUCAGAUUCCUGCUUGCCUGCAGCAGUUUGCGAGCCGCGUCGAUGGUGCGCGCAAGGCGUUUGAGAUCAUUGCUGGACCCUGCAGCCACGAUGGAGAGGGCUGGGUCGCCAAGGUUGUUGUUGCCGUUGUGUGGCGUGGCAUGCGCCUGAUCAGCGACAGUGACACGUUCCACCUCGGCCUGAACCGUGUCCCUUCGGCUGGCAACGUCAACAAGGCGCUGCACGCCCUGGGCAAGGAGACGACUCCCACUGUCGUCGCCCCGCCUUCGCUGGCCAAGAUCACCAACAUCCUCCCCUCGCGCAGCGCGUCGCGCCCUGCGUCGCCUCCGCGUCAGGCUGACCCUGCCACCCACGCCCUCAUGUCGUUUGAGGGCCUCGUCAAGCGCCUCGUCACUGGCCUCGUCCAGCCUCCCACGGCUGCGCCGACCGCUACCGACUCGGCCGACCAGGAGGCUGAGUACAUUGCGCGCGAGGCUCUGUCCGAGGCGUGCGAGGCUCUUCGCAGCGCCUGCAUUGCUUCGGCUGCGCUGCAUGGGGACAACGGGGCGACCCGGAUCCUGAACAGCGUGCGCCGCCUGCGCGACGACAUUGAUGAGGUCACGGAGGAGAAGCUCGACGACGCGCUCGAGGACCUGCCGUCGGUCACCCUGUUCGGGAUGAUCCGGCGCCGUGCCAACGCGGCGCUCGCGUCGCUCCCGACCGAGAAGGCGCUGCAGGUCCGCGCGCCCGCCGAGCUGUGGAACUGGGCCCCUGGAGAGUACGAGGCCAAGGUUGUGUCUGGCUUCGGCCCCGCUGAGGAGUGGGGACCCCGCGUCGCCCGGGCUCUCAAGCCCGAGGUCGAGCGCGUGCUCGCGCUGCUGGCGAAGCACGAUGGUCCCACGCUCGAUGCAGUCGACUGGGUUCGCGCCCUAGGUGUUGCCCUUGACGCGCGUACCGGCGUCAAGGUCAACGGUGUCGCCUAG
Trichosporon asahii var. asahii CBS 2479 is the source of this 1923-nucleotide messenger RNA. RefSeq lists its product as uncharacterized. The transcript is spliced from 2 exons. The record is from RefSeq and is a predicted model, not a curated record. NCBI's taxonomy places the organism in Eukaryota, Fungi, Basidiomycota, Tremellomycetes, Trichosporonales, Trichosporonaceae. Bases 1 to 1923 code for a protein of 640 amino acids.